ACGAAUAACAUCAAUUAUUUGUACAAAACUUGUGUACAUUUAAUUUAUUUCUAAUUUAUACGAAAUGAAAUUAUCUAUAAGAUCGUCCUAAAGUAAUGAUCAUUUCUACUGUUCACUCUAGUAAACUCCAGUUAUCGACUCACUAAGGUCACCUAAGAAGUUAAUUAAUGAAAUCGACAGAUCACCAUCAUUUUGUGCCUAUAUGAUUAAACGAUUACCAAAUUAUUAUUUACUUGAAAAAUUAUAUUGGAAAAAAAUGAGUAUCGAUAUUGGAGGAAUGAGAAUCAAAUACAAGGAUAAAGAUAAUACAUUUUUGGAGAAACAUUUGGUUUCCAAAGAGCCGUUCGGGCAGUUUAAAGCAUGGUUUGAUGAAGCUUGCUCAAGGAAAGAAAUUUUAGAGCCAAAUGCCAUGUGUUUAGCUACUGUCUCAAAACAGGGUUUUCCUUCAGCAAGGUUUGUUUUAUUAAAAGGAUAUGGAAAAGAAGGCUAUAAGUUUUACACCAACCAUGGUAGCAGGAAAGCAAAAGAAAUGCAAGAAAACCCUAAUGUUGCAGCAACUUUUUAUUGGGAGGUACUGAAUAGGUCAAUUAGAAUUGAAGGUCAUGUAGAAAGACUGUCUGAAGAGGAUUCAACAACAUAUUUUCAUUCACGUCCAGUUCCCAGUCAGAUAGCAGCCUGUGCUAGCUAUCAGAGCACUCCAAUUGAAUCCAGAGAUGUACUUUGUGAACGGGAAAAAAUAUUAGAGGCUAAAUAUAUGAUUCCUGAGAAGGAGAUUCCAAAACCAGAAUUUUGGGGUGGAUACAUAAUUAGACCUCGUGCCAUAGAAUUUUGGCAAGGUCAACGAGAUCGACUGCAUGAUAGGAUUAAAUUUAGGAAAUUGAAAGAAGGAGAGGUACCAGAUGGGAAACUCUUACAUGAAGGAGAGGAUGGUUGGGUUUACGAGAGAUUAUUCAAAUUUAAAUUACUUUUUAAAAUGGAAUCAGAGGUCAUUAAAGAAAAGAUUCAAACAGAGCCGAUGUUGAACGACCCUCGAUACAUAACCUUACUUAGCUUAAUUGUUCUUGUUUUUACUCUAAUUUUCUGGUGGUGUUUCUCACGUAGACGUCAUUUGCGGCGAUCUGUGCUCUUGACUGGCCUUUCCGAUUCUGGUAAAACUUUGCUAUAUGUAAGGUUGGCAUAUUCACAGUUCAGGCAAACAUUCACCUCAAUGAAGGAAAAUGUUGAAGAGUACAUAACUUCUAAUAAUUCUCUUCGGAUUGUAGACUUGCCUGGUCAAGAAAGAUUACGUAAUAAAUUUUUUGAUCAAUACAAGAAUAGUGCCAAAGCUAUUGUUUAUGUUAUAGAUUCUGUUACAAUACAGAAGGAAAUAAGGGAUGUUGCUGAGUAUCUAUACACCAUUCUAUCAGAUUCUGUAAUCCAAAGUAACACCCCAUCAAUUUUGAUUUUGUGCAAUAAACAAGAUCAACCUUUGGCCAAAGGAAGUCAAGUCAUUAAGAGUCUGCUUGAAAAAGAAAUCAACCUGGUGCGAGUUACGAAGUCCAGUCAGCUGCAAUCAGUUGAUCCAUCUCAGUCAAACAAAUCAACAUAUCUCGGCAAAUUGGGAAAGGAUUUUGAAUUCUCUCACCUUGGUUGCCGCGUGGAUGUUUCUGAAUGUUCAGCUAAUACUGGCGACGAUGAUGCGCCCGCAGACAUCAAGGCGUUGCAAGAUUGGAUCUCAAAAUUAUAAAUAAUUGUCAAGUAAAACUGGACAAUAUUUUAUUUUAAUAAGUUGCUAUUUCAAAUGUUUUGCUUCAUAUCAUGUAUUUUUACUAUAAUGUAACUGUAAUGUAAUAUAAUAUUUGUAUGUUCAUUAAAAAAAUAACAGUGUUACAUUUAGGUAGUGGUACACACUGGCAGCUUGUCACAAUGUUAUUUUUUUCCAAUAGUAAUAUUUACUUUUUACUAUAUUUACUAAGUUACAUUAUCUAAAGCAAAUAAAUUAAAAACUAUGUAUAGAUUCUUAAUAAUGGCCUGAUGUCUACGCAAUUGAAUAAAUGUUGAUAACUUGAUGGUCUGUAUGAGAAGUAUGAAAAAGUAUUAUUGUAAAAAAUACUUAUGCAUUUAUGCUUGAAGUGCAUGUAAUUUUUUGAUAUUUACAAAUAAAUCCGUUUUUGAUACGUAA
This is a messenger RNA of Achroia grisella, 2161 nucleotides long. RefSeq lists its product as uncharacterized. The coding region runs from base 203 to 1726 and encodes 507 amino acids. Gene Ontology annotation, biological process: pyridoxal 5'-phosphate biosynthetic process; pyridoxine biosynthetic process. Gene Ontology annotation, molecular function: pyridoxamine phosphate oxidase activity; FMN binding. Lineage: Eukaryota; Metazoa; Arthropoda; Insecta; Lepidoptera; Pyralidae. The transcript is spliced from 10 exons. The record is from RefSeq and is a predicted model, not a curated record.